GCCUUUCAUUCCUACAUCCAACCACGCAUUAUAAUUUAUAAAUGCAAUCGCCCACGGCUUUGAGUGAACGUACACCCUCAAAAAAGAAAAACAAUCUUGAGAUAUUCUUGGCUUCAAAGCAUCCUUGUGACAUCCACCUCCUCAUUUGGAUCCCUAACUUAGCUAGCUACCUACCUCUCCCUCCCUCACUCAUCUACGUUACUCCUCUACGAUUCAUACCGCCACCCCUGCCAUAAAACACUACCCUGCCUUUCAUUUUAAUUACCAACUAAAAGUAAGCACGCAGCCAGCCAUGCCUAAUCAGAAUGCCUUUCUCCGGCGACUCUUUUGGCUGAAAUGCUUCUUCUUACUGGUUAUCUGUCAGGCCGUUUGCAGCCCUCCCGGGGACCCCAUCACGUGCACCUCCGCAAACAGGAACUGCACCAUCAGCAACUCCUACGGCGUCUUCCCCGACCGCGCCGUGUGCCGCGCGGCCAACGUGGUGUACCCCACAACGGAGGAAGAACUAGUCGCGGCGGUGGCGGAGGCGACAGCCGGGCGAAGGAAGAUGAAGGCGGUGACGCGGUUCUCUCAUACCAUUCCGAAGCUGGUGUGCCCCGACGGCCAGGACGGGGUUCUCAUCAGCACCAAGUAUCUGAACCGAACGCUGGAGGUGGAUGCUUCGGCGAUGACGAUGAAGGUGGAGAGUGGGGUUAGCCUGAGGCAAGUGAUCGGGGAGGCGGCGAGGGCAGGGCUGGCGCUGCCCUACGCGCCGUACUGGUGGGGGUUGACGGUGGGGGGAAUGCUGGGGACGGGGGCGCAUGGGAGCUCGCUCUGGGGGAAUGGAAGCUCUGUUCACGACCACGUAGUGGAAAUUAGGAUAGUAAGCCCGGGGGCAGCUCCAGAGGGAUAUGCUAAGGUGCGAACGCUUGACAACACGGAUCCGGAUUUUAAUGCUGCUAAGGUCUCGCUUGGAGUUCUUGGGGUCAUUUCACAGAUAACUUUAAAGCUAGAACCAAUGUUCAAGCGAUCGAUCACCUAUGUGACCAAGAAUGACUCAGAUUUGGGAGAUCAAGUGGUUGCAUUCGGCAAACAACAUGAGUUUGCAGAUAUAACAUGGUACCCCAGUCAGCAGAAGGCACUUUAUCGAGUUGACGAUCGCGUCUCCUCAAACAUCUCCGGUAAUGGUCUAAAUGACUUUAUUGGAUUCCGCUCAACACUCUCGCUCACACUAGCGGUUAUAAGAACAACAGAGGAGCUUCAAGAGUCCACAGGCGACACUAAUGGAAAGUGCAACAGCGGAAAUGUAGUAACGUCAACUCUCGCGAUCAAAGCUAAUGGGCUAACAAAUAAUGGCAUUGUAUUCACGGGGUAUCCCGUCAUCGGAUACCAGAACCGGCUGCAGGCGUCGGGAACAUGCCUGGACAGCCUCGAGGAUCUGCAUGCGACGGCGUGCGCAUGGGAUCCCCGCGUAAAGGGCGAAUUCUUCCACCAGACCACCUUCAGCAUCGGGCUGUCCGCCGCCAAGAGCCUCAUCCGCGACGUGCAGAUGCUGGUCAACCUCCAGCCCAAGGCGCUGUGCGGCCUGGAACUCUACAACGGCAUCCUCAUGCGCUACGUCAAGGCAUCCGCCGCCUACCUGGGAAAGCAGGAAGACGCGCUGGACUUUGACAUCACCUACUACAGGAGCAAAGACCCAUUGCAGCCCAGGCUUUACGAGGACGUGCUGGAGGAGGUGGAGCAGCUGGCGCUCUUCAAGUACGGCGCGCUGCCGCACUGGGGCAAGAAUCGGAACCUGGCCUUCGACGGAGCCAUCAGGAAGUAUAAGAACGCCGGGGAGUUCUUGAAAGUGAAGCAGGCUUACGAUCCGCUGGGGUUGUUUUCAAGCGAGUGGACGGACCAGGUUCUGGGGCUGAAGGGCGGGGUGAGCAUUGUGCGAGAUGGGUGCGCGCUGGAGGGGCUGUGCGUGUGCUCCGAGGACGUUCAUUGCGCGCCGAAGAAGGGGUACUACUGUCGACCCGGGAAGAUUUAUAAGGAUGCCAGGGUCUGUACUCGUUUAAGUUCUCCAUAGUGGGAAGAAUUAAAAUAAAAAAAAAAAACCAUGAAAAACUAAAGCAUUGAGUGAAAAGGUUGUGCCAAUAGUAAUUAUUAACCACUGGAAUUAUUAUUUACUAAAAAUUCGACAUAUGUCGUGGGAUGCUCGCAUGCUUAUAUGUUUUCAUUUAUUUAUAUUUCUAAUUAUUAGAAAUAAAAAAUUCUUAUUUUUUAAAUGUCUAAAA
Malania oleifera is the source of this 2258-nucleotide messenger RNA. Its product is annotated as probable L-gulonolactone oxidase 6. Gene Ontology annotation, cellular component: membrane. NCBI's taxonomy places the organism in Eukaryota, Viridiplantae, Streptophyta, Magnoliopsida, Santalales, Ximeniaceae. The transcript is spliced from 4 exons. Bases 293 to 2050 code for a protein of 585 amino acids. The record is from RefSeq and is a predicted model, not a curated record. Gene Ontology annotation, molecular function: FAD binding; D-arabinono-1,4-lactone oxidase activity.